GCCGACACGCGCGCUUCCUUCCGCCUGCUCGGGCUCUCGCUGGCUGGCUGGCGACAUGGGCGCUCAAGCGCUGUCGGUGUUCGCUUUUGUGUUCCUCGCCGAAUGGAGCAUUUUCGCGGCCGCCUUUUCGCAGGCGCUGGAUAGCGACUUCACGUUCACGCUGCCGGCGGGUCGGAAGGAGUGCUUUUACCAAACUAUGAAGAAGGACGCCUCUCUGGAGAUCGAGUACCAGGUGCUGGACGGGGCUGGCCUAGAUGUGGACUUUGUCCUGUUUUCUCCCUCUGGAGAUAUUCUGGCUACGGACCACAGGAAGUCAGACGGCGUCCACACGAUGGAGACCCAGGAUGGCGACUACAUGUUCUGCUUUGACAACUCCUUCAGCUCCGUCUCUGAGAAGAUCAUCUUUUUUGAGCUCAUCCUGGACAAUAUGGAAGAUGGUAUGGAGGGCGACCCAGAGGACUGGCGGGAGUACGUCCAGGGCACCGACCUCCUGGAUAUGAAGCUGGAGGACAUCUUGGAGUCGAUCAACAAUGUGAAGGCUCGACUGGGGAAAAGCGUCCAAAUCCAGACAAUCCUGCGAGCGUUUGAGGCGCGGGACCGAAACCUGCAAGAGAGCAACUAUGAACGGGUGAACCUGUGGUCAGCAACCAACCUGGUGGUCAUGGUGCUCGUGUCCAGCGUGCAGGUCUACAUGCUGCGCAGCCUCUUUGAUGACAGAAGGAAGACGCGCACAUAGCAGCCGGCUGGGGCCGUGGAUUUGGUCCAUCAGUACUUGUGCCCGCUGCCUGCAGUGCCCGGACUCUUGAUGUGGUCUCGCCGGCCGGCCGGCCCAGUUGACUGUGAGGCCCAUGGCAGCUGCUGCUUACCUUCUCCAUGGACCCACCACAAUUUUUAGUGGCUGAUGUUCACUUUAUGAGUAAUAAAAGUGUUGACAGAAGUACAGCAGCGGGGACCAUUGAGUGCCCAUGGUGUGGCCCUCUGCCAGCUGCUGCUGCUCCUUGA
Messenger RNA from Erpetoichthys calabaricus (reedfish), 1002 nucleotides. RefSeq names its product transmembrane p24 trafficking protein 5 (gene tmed5). The record is from RefSeq and is a predicted model, not a curated record. The coding region runs from base 56 to 736 and encodes 226 amino acids. Gene Ontology annotation, biological process: endoplasmic reticulum to Golgi vesicle-mediated transport; intracellular protein transport; Golgi organization. The transcript is spliced from 4 exons. NCBI's taxonomy places the organism in Eukaryota, Metazoa, Chordata, Cladistia, Polypteriformes, Polypteridae. Gene Ontology annotation, cellular component: COPII-coated ER to Golgi transport vesicle; Golgi apparatus; endoplasmic reticulum-Golgi intermediate compartment.